AUGAGUGCUGCCGCUACAGAAGGACCGCCUGAGGCGAAAAAGUUUCGCAUUGACUUGCCGACACAGGUGGUGGUCGAGCCGUCAUUGUGCUCGACAGAGUCGCUUGAAGGUCCAGCAGCGGCUGAGGGACAGUCACCAGCAGGACCAAGCUCAGCACGUUCCACUAAUGGAUCGGAGAUCUCGUCUGAAUCGAUGGAGAAAGACGAUGAACCGGAACCGAGCAUGACGAGCAACAUACUGGAGAUGAUCAGCAAAAGUCUGCUCGGUAAUGUGUUCAAGCUAGACGAUGUCUCACGUCCACCACGUCUACCGUCCGUUCCAGCAUCGCCUGUUGCAGCCCCGAUUCCCGGAUCGGUUGCGGUCGCCCAAUCGCCAGCAGCGCAGCUCUUCUCAGAGGUUUCCUCUUCAAUUUUUCGGGGAUAUGAAUGUAUCAUCGGUGACUGUACAUACAGCCUGAAGGGCCCGCACACUAGCACGUUGGCUUGUCAUCUUAAGAAACACUCGGCCGAAUAUGCAGAGUUUCAGAAACUUAAGGUCGACUACACUCGCGAGCGCUACGGUGGUCAACUGCCAUCAUCGCCAUCGUCAUCUGCUUGCGGGUCGAAUUUCUCCUCAACCAGUAACAAUACACCGGUUCAGAAAUUGCAGAAACCAAAGAAAGAGGUCAAAACUGACGUUGGUGGAUUUAAAUUUCGUAUGGUACUUAUUCCUUUGCGCCACGAGGUAGAUUUCUUACAAAGCACAAAUUUUGGGAUCUACCGUUUAGACUGCAGGCCAUCGGCUGGUAUACCGGGGCUGCUGCACAAUCUUGUGCAGAGUGUGAGUCCUUUCCAAAUGAUAAUGAAUCUGCAGAUUCCUACGUCGUCUGCUAACAGUGCUACUCUGGCGGCAAAUCAAAUGCUGCAACAUGCAGGACUCACCAUCAACGCUUCGGGUCAAAUAAUGCAAUCGAAAAAGUGGCGACGGGACGAACGACGUCAACGAGAACUUGAGCAGCGACUAGCAAUGGCCUUAACAACCUCGUACCUUGGUUCCGAAGUCUUAGCCAAUCCACUUUGGAAGGAGCUUCUCGAGGCCGCACAACCGAAAUUCACUCUCAAUGAUGAUCCGCAGUAUUUUGAACAGUUGAUUGCUACAUUGCACGUACGUCUCCUGCAGUCUAUCCGUAGCCUGCUAGCUUCUGCGGUUUGCGUUUCAGUGCUGGUGGAUUGUGUUCGUGUUACCCCCAGCACUGGCACAGAUCCAGUAUUCAGAUUAUGUGUAUCAGCUGCUUUUCCGGCGUUCAUCAAUCAGAAAUACGAGGUGCAAGUGGUCCUGCUCUCGUUCCGCCCAUUAGUCCAAGCUGAUAACACGUCGGAAUCUGUUGCGAUGACGAUCGAUCAGGUGAUGUCAGAGUAUGAUCUUCCACAGGAGAAGGUGACACGAAUAGUUUGUUCCGGGGUUAAACAAUUGCUCGACGACGACGAAGGUACUGUCGUCGAUAAACAGAUGGAACCGUUCAGUCAGCGAAUCAUGGCUUGUUUUACGCACUUUCUUGAGUCGAAUUCAGCCAUUGAUGAGCUGAAGAAGAGCGUCUAUCAAAUGAUAUUCGCCUUCGUAACCAGGCAGGAGGCACUGCAGGCGUUGAAUAAAGCAGCAGGACGAAUCGUGGAUUUGCCACUCAGCGAGCCAUUUCCAGUUUUGGCUGAAGCGGUGGUGAACAUCAAGCAUGCCAUUGAGCAAGUGACGUUCGACGGCAUCUAUCGACACCUCAGCGAAGAACAAUGGUUAGUGUAA
Messenger RNA from Angiostrongylus costaricensis, 1776 nucleotides. The record is from the annotation of a GenBank genome assembly. Lineage: Eukaryota; Metazoa; Nematoda; Chromadorea; Rhabditida; Metastrongylidae.